AUGAUCACCCUGCCAGGUUUUGUAGACGAUACCAGUGGCACCAAUAUGGCACCUACAUCAGCGGCCGGGGAUUCAGUGACAGCACUUCACUCGUCUUUUACUACCACGGCACCGGGCUGGGCUGACAGCACGGUCUCUGAACCAGACACAGUAUCUGUGAUAAACUCUUGGACUUCUACUUUAGACUACUCCUCAACUGACCCUGUGUCCAACACUGCUCUGGCCACAAUGUUUCCUGAAAGUAGACCUCAAUUCGAUUCAUUAACUGAAAUAUCAACAGCAGGGGACAUGUAUUUCGAAACGAAUUUAGAAGCAACGGUUACUAAAAACACAUAUUUUUAUGCGUCGACUAAAGAGGAAACGAUUGUGGAGACAUUGAUAAGAAAAACGGAUGAAGGUGCAAUAUUCACAACAACAGUAGCAACAGCUGAUGUUGUAACAACGACAAUGCCGACACCAACGAAAGUAACUGAUGAGGUCACAACGAUCACGCCUACAACAACACUAGCAACAACUGAUGAAGUCACAAUGACCAUACCUACAACAACACUAGCAACAACUGAUGAUGUAACAAUGACCAUGCCUACAACAACACUAGCAACAACUGAUGAUGUAACAGUGACCAUGCCUACAACAACACUAGCAACAACUGAUGAAGUCACAACGAUCACGCCUACAACGCCAAUAGCAACGGCUGAUGUUGAAACAACGAUCAUGCCUACAAUAACAUUAGCAACAACUGAUGUUGAAACAACGACCAUGCCUACAACAACAAUAGCAACAACUGAUGAUGUAACAACGAUCAUGCCUAUAACAACAGUAACAACAACUGAUGAUGUAACAACGAUCAUGCCUAUAACAACAGUAGCAACAGCUGAUGUAACAUUUGAGGCAAAAACAACAUCUUCUGUGACACUAGAUGCAGAAGCGAUAUCGUCGUCUAUGACAACCAAUGCAGAACCAACGACUUCACCUUUAGUUACAACAAAUACAGAAACCACCUUUUUAAUGACAACUGACACAGAAAUAACUACGACUACUGUGACGACAAACCUNGAUGCAACAAUAACAACUUCCGCUGUAACGACCGAUGCAGUAACCACAUCGUCUAUGUCAACAACUGAUGCAGGAACUUCAACGUCUGUUUUAUCGUCUAACACAGAAAUAACUGUAACAACUGUUCCAGAAACAACUAUGUCUGCUUCAACAACUAAUGCAGAAACUUUACCGUCUGAUUUAACAUCUGUUUCUGAAAUAUCUGUGACAACUGAUGCAGCAACAACAACGGCUACUGUAACGACUGAUGCAGCAACUUCAACUUCAACAGUAACAACUGAUGCAAUAUCUACAAAAUUUGCUUCAACAACUAAUGCAGAGACAACGUCUGUUUUAUCAACUAGUGCAGAAACAUCUGUGACAACUGAAGCAACAACAACAACGUCUACUAUAACGACUGAUGCAGGAACUGCAACUUCUAUUUUAUCAACUAAAGCAGAAACAAUUGUGACAACUGAUGUAGCAACAAUGUCUGCUGUAACGACUGAUGCAGUAACUACAACGUCUGCUUCAACAAGGGAUGCAGAAACUACAACGUCUGACUUAACAUCUGUUGCUCAAAAAUCUGUGACAACUGAUGCAGCAACAAUAAUAUCUGCUGUAACGACUGAUGCAGUAACUACUAAAUCUGCUUCAACAACUGAUGCAGGGACUACGUCUACAACAGCGUCUACAGUAACGACUGAUGCAAAAGCUACAACGUCUGUUUUAUCAACUAACGCAGAAACAACUGUGACAACUGGUGCAGAAACAACUACGUCUACUUCAACAAGUGAUGUAGAAACAAAAACUUCUGAUUUAACAUCUGUUGCUGAAACAUCUAUUACAACUGAUGCAUCAACAACAGCGUCUACAGUAACGAGUAAUGCAGAAUCUACAACAUCUGCUUCAUCAACUAACGCAGAAACAACUGUGACAACUGAUGCAGCAACAACGUCCACUGUAACGACUGAUGCAGUAACUACAACGCCUGUUUUAACAACUGAUGCUGAAACAACUCUAACAACCGAGGCAUCAACAGCAAUGCCUACAGUAACGACUGAUGAAGUAACGACAACCUUAACCUUAACGACUGAUGCAGAAAGUACAACAUCUGAUUUAAUAACUGAUACUGAAACAUCUGUAUCAACAGGCACAGUAACAACGCCAUCUACUGUAACGACUGCUACAGAAAUUACAACGACUCUUUUAUCAACUAACGCAAAAACAACUGUGACAACUGAUGCAGAAACAACAACGUCUAUUGUAACGACUGAUGCAGAAACUACAAUGUCUGUUUUAUCACAUGACGCAGAAAUUUUUAUAACAACUGAUGAAGCAACAACAGCGUCUACAUUAACGAAUGCUGCAGAAACUACAACAUCUAUUUUAACAACUGAUGCUGAAAUGACUAUGACAACUGAUGGAGCAACAACAACGUCCGCUGUAACGACCGAUGCAGUUACCUCAACGUCUAUGGCAACAACUGAUGGAGGAACGUCAAAGUCUGUUUUAUCAACUAACGCAGAAAAAACUGUGACAACUAAUGCAGCAGCAACGUCAACUGUAAAGUCUGAUGCAGUAAUUUCGACGUCUGCUUCAACAAAUGAUGCAGAAACUACAACGUCUGAUGUAACAUCUGAGGCAGAAAUAUCUGUGACAACAGAAGCAGCAACAGAUUCAACAGUAUUGACUGAUUCAGUAACUACAAAAUCUGCUUCAACAACUGAUGCAGAGACUAUGUCUACAACAGCGUCUACAGUAACGACUGAAUCAGAAUCUACAACGUCUGUUUUAUCAAUUAACGCAGAAACAACUGUGACACCUGGUGCAGAAACAAAUACGUCUACUUCAACAAGUGAUGUAGAAACAACAACUUUUGAUUCAACAUCUGUUGCUGAAACAUCUAUUUCAACUGAUGCAUCAACAACAGCGUCUACAGUAACGAGUAAUGCAGAAUCUACAACAUCUGCUUCAUCAACUAACGCAGAAACAACUGUGACAACUGAUGCAGCAACAACGUCCACUGUAACGACUGAUGCAGUAACUACAACGCCUGUUUUAACAACUGAUGCUGAAACAACUCUGACAACCGGGGCAUCAACAGCAAUGCCUACAGUAACGACUGAUGAAGUUACGACAACCUUAACCUUAACGACUGAUGCAGAAAGUACAACAUCUGAUUUAAUAACUGAUACUGUAACAUCAGUAUCAACAGGCACAGUAACAACGCCAUCUACUGUAACGACUGCUACAGAAAUUACAACGACUCUUUUAUCAACUAACUUAGACACAACUGUGACAACUGAUACAGAAACAACAACGUCUAUUGUAACGACUGAUGCAGAAACUACAACGUCUACUUCAACAACUGAUGCAGAAACUACAACAUCUAUUUUAUCACAUGACGCAGAAAUUUUUGUAACAACUGACGAAGCAACAACAGCGUCUACAUUAACGAAUGUUGCAGAAACUACAACAUCUAUUUUAACAACUGAUGCUGAAACGACUAUGACAACUGAUGGAGCAACAACAACGUCCGCUGUAACGACCGAUGCAGUUACCUCAACGUCUAUGUCAACAACUGAUGGAGGAACGUCAAAGUCUGUUUUAUCAACUAACGCAGAAACAACUGUGACAACUGAUGCAGAAAGUACAACAUCUGCCUUAAUAACUGAUGCUGUAACAUCUGUAUUAACAGGGACAGUAACAACGCCAUCUACUGUAACGACUGCUACAGAAAUUACAACGACUAUUUUAUCAACUAAUGCAAAAACAACUGUGACAACUGAUGCAGCAACAACGUCUACUGUAACGACUAAUGCAGUAACUACAACGUUUACUUCAACAACUGAUGCAGAAAGUACAACGUCCGUUUUAUCACAUGACGCAGCAAAAACUGAUGCAGCAUCAACGGCGUCUACAAUAACGAAUCCUGCAGACACUUCAACUUCUAUAUUAACAACUGAUGCUAAAAUAACUAUGACAACUGAUGCAGCAACAACAAUGUCUACUGUAACGUCCGAUGCAGUAACUUCAACAUCUACUUCAACAGGUGAUGCAAAAACUACAACAUCUAUUUUAACAACUGAUGCUGAAACGACUAUGACAACUGAUGGAGCAACAACAACGUCCGCUGUAACGACCGAUGCAGUUACCUUAACGUCUAUGUCAACAACUGAUGGAAGAACGUCAAAGUCUGUUUUAUCAACUAACGCAGAAACAACGGUGACAACUGAUGCAGAAAGUCCAACAUCUGACUUAAUAUCUGAUGCUGUAACAUCUGUAUCAGAAACAACUACGUCUACUUCAACAAAUGAUCCAGAAACUAUAACAUCCAUUUCAACAUCUGAUGCUGAAACAACUGUAAAAACCGAGGCAUCAACAGCUGCGUCUACAGUAACGACUGAUGCAGAAACUACAACGUCUACUUCAACAACUGAUGCAGAAACUACAAAGUCUGUUUUAUCACAUGACGCAGAAAUUUUUAUAACAACUGAUGAAGCAACAACUGCGUCUACAUUAACGAAUGCUGCAGAAACUACAACAUCUAUUUUAACAACCGAUGCUGAAACAACUAUGACAACUGAUAGAGCAACAACAACGUCCGCUGUAACGACCGAUGCAGUUACCUCAACGUCUAUGUCAAUAACUGAUGGAGGAACGUCAAAGUCUGUUUUAUCAACAAACGCAGAAACAACUGUGACAAUUAAUGCAGCUGCAAAGUCUACUGAAACGUCUGAUGCAGUAACUUCAACGUCUGCUUCAGCAAAUGAUGCAGAAACUACAACGUCCGAUGUAACAUCUGAGGCAGAAAUAUCUGUGACAACAGAAGCAACAACAGCAGAGUCAACAGUAUCGACUGAUUCAGUAACUACAAAAUCUGCUUCAACAACUGAUGCAGAGACUAUGUCUACAACAGCGUCUACAGUUACGACUGAUGCAGUAACUACAACGUCUACUUCAACAACUGAUGCAGUAACAACAACGUCUACUGUAACGUCUGAUGCAGUAACUACAACCUCUACUUCAACAACUGAUGCAGUAACUACAACGUCCGUUUUAUCACAUGACGCAGAAAGUUUUGUAACAACUGAUGAAGCAGCAACGGCGUCUACAUUUACGAAUGCUGCAGAAACUACAACAUCUAUUUUAACAACUGAUACUGAAACAACUGUGACAACUGAUGCAGCAACAACACUGUCUGCUGUAACGACCGCUACAGUAAUCACAACGUCUUUGUCAACAACUGAUGCAGAAACUACAACGUCCGCUGUAACGACCGAUGCAGUAACCACAACGUCUAUGUCAACAACUGAUCCAGAAACUACAACAUCCAUUUCAACAACUGAUGCUGAAACAACUGUAAAAACCGAAGCAUCAACACUCGCGUCUACAGUAACGACUGAUGCAGAAACUACAACGUCUACUUCAACAACUAAUGCAGAAACUACAACGUCUGUUUUAUCACAUGACGCAGAAAUUUUUAUAACAACUGAUGAAGCAACAACUGCGUCUACAUUAACGAAUGCUGCAGAAACUACAACAUCUACUUUAACAACUGAUGCUGAAACGACUAUGACAACUGAUGGAGCAACAACAACGUCCGCUGUAACGACCGAUGCAGUUACCUCAACGUCUAUGUCAAUAACUGAUGGAGGAACGUCAAAGUCUGUUUUAUCAACUAACGCAGAAAAAACUGUGACAACUAAUGCAGCUGCAAAGUCUACUGAAACGUCUAAUGUAGUAACUUCAACGUCUGCUUCAACAAAUGAUGCAGAAACUACAACGUCCGAUGUAACAUCUGAGGCAGAAAUAUCUGUGACAACAGAAGCAGCAACAGCAGAGUCAACAGUAUCGACUGAUUCAGUAACUACAAAAUCUGCUUCAACAACUGAUGCAGAGACUAUGUCUACAACAGCGUCUACAGUAACGACUGAUGCAGUAACUACAACCUCUACUUCAACAACUGAUGCAGUGUAUUACCAAACGUAUGAAAAGGGAGAUGGGAAGAAUGGCACUGAUGAAAUUAUCCAAAGAGUGUCACUAGAUGUUCGAAAUAACACCACGCUCCAACUUCCUCCUAGUUUCUCUGCCCUGUGGGUACUGGUGGUCACUUGGACGUAUCUCCCGCCAUACACAGGUUGCUCUUGCUAUGACAUCUGGGAUUUCAAUUCAACCAACUGUGCUGCCAACUCAUGGUGCUCUCGAUGUGCCAGUGAAGUACCAGGUUUACCGGUAAACCAUUUCCAAGCAGUUUUGGCGACUGACGGACAAUAUUCUGCAGUCAAAUUCAUAUACCCCAACGGCGGCAUCAAUUGGUUUUUCGAAGAUUACAGUGUGGCUACAUACGGAUCCUUCUCUCUGGACACACGUGAUCUGCCCGUGGCGGGGUUCAGUGCCGGGGACGGAUCUAACACUACGUAUGCAAACUAUGCAAACACUCCCUCUAGCGGCCGAUCUAGUAUGAUUAACGCAGAUACAGCAAUUGGUAAUACUGGAGAGAUCGGCACCUUCACGUUCCGCUUAGACAACUCCAGUGGAACAGCGGAACCUUGGUUACAGUGCUACAAGUGGUGGCGGGACGAGGCCAAAACGUCAUAUUCUCGCGAGAAUACAAUCACAGAUCCUUGUCCCUGCCAGGUGGGACAGGCAUCGAAUGACAGACGUUACCGUUUUGAGAAUUCCACCCGGCAUACGGUGUGCUAUACGACAGUUUUCCUGAAAUCCGGCAUGAGGCAGAUGUGCUGCUAUGAAAAUGAUCCAGAGGCAAAGAACUUUGGCUCUCUGUUGACGAACGCGCCGCGGGCUGGUGCCUUGGUUGUAGCAUCGACCGAGAAUGACGAUAGAACUGCCUUCGAGAACUGUUGCGUUCUGUCUUACGGUCUGUGUCAGCUCUAUUACUACCACAGGCCGCCAAGAGACUGUACUGGCUAUACACAACCAAGCAGAGCUCUUAUAUGGGGAGAUCCACACCUGAUGACCUUGGACGGUAUGAACUACACUUUUAACGGCCAAGGGGAAUUCAUUUUCGUGGAUGUAAAUGAUGGCGAACUGCAAAUGCAAGGCAGAAUGACCAAGGCCAAAGGCACAGGACAGGCAACUAUACUGACCGCAGUCGCCAUACAGGUCACCAACCAGUCAGGUAUCCAAGUGAACCUGAGAAACAACACGCAGUCAGAGCUGGAGUUGCAUGUGAACUGCACGUUGCUGGACACUGGCAACUAUACAAGCCAACCCAGUACGCAUCCUUUGCUCCCAGCAAGUGUACUGCUCUCCAAGCCGGACAACAGCUCAGUAGAGGUGUUAUACGAUAUCGGGAUUGCCAUCAUUGUGAAAGCCGAACAUGAUAUGUUGGCCGUCGUCCUUGAUGUUCCAAGCAAUUUUUCCUAUAGCACGCGGGGGCUUGUGGGAGUAAUGAACGGAGAUAUGGCGGACGAUUUCACACCGUUCAAUGGCACAGCAAUACCAAUAACAUCAUCUGAAGAAGACUUUUACAGACUCUUUGGUUUGACGUGGAUGGUAACCAACGGUUCCGGACCAACAGGGAGUGCGUUCUGCUAUACAGACGGCGAGGACUAUGCCACAUACAAUGACCCAGAGUUCGUCCCAAUGUUUACAGAUAACUUUACCUUUUAUAAUGUGACUCUACAGCAGCAGGCUUUUGAAGUGUGUGGUGAUUACACCCCGUGUCUGUUUGACAUAGCACAGACUGGUGAUCUAACGUUUGGCGAAAUCACAAAAACCGAGAAAGUCGCGUUUGACGCAGCAGUAGCAGAUUUGGGUAAUUUUCCCCCUGUGGUUAUCGGACCACCAUCACAUCGGGUUAACAUAGGUGAAUACACCCAGAUAGUGAUAAACAUUUCCUCGCGGCACGGGGACAGCAUCCAGGACCUGCUGGAUACAAACGCUUCCAGUGGCGUUAACUUCACUGUCCUGAAUGAACAGCAGGGCGCCAUAGGCAUUAUUCUGAACUCGGUGAACGCCAACUUAACCGUGACAUUUGUUGCCAAGGGUUCCAGUAACGCCAGCAGCUCGUACACCCCUGUGCUAGAGUACUGUCCCUGUCUUAAUGGCGGGACCUGUGAGCAGUUAACUGACGAAGAACUAAGGAAGACAGAUGCAAAGUUCAUAAAACUGGAAUGCACAUGCCCAGACAACUACUCAGGAACCCACUGUGAAGAUGUCAUUGACGCAUGCGCAGCAACUGACGACCCGUGCUUCCCUGGCAUCCGCUGUCUGAGCACCACGCCCACUGUCAACGUGUCCAGUUACUCGUGCGGACCGUGUCCACAUGGCUAUUCUGGAGACGGAAAACAGUGCGAUGAUGUGAAUGAAUGCUCUCCUGCCAAUGACUGCUCACAAAUUUGCGUCAAUGAGGUCGGCUCCUAUCGUUGCAUGUGUGAUGCUGCUUUUGUAAUGCAAUCGAACGGAAAGGACUGUAUCCCCACCCAUCCGUGUGACAUCAACUCUCUUGGCUGCGAUCUUACCAACGGCUGGUGUUAUAAUUUAUCUUCCACUGGCAACCAGACCUGUGGCUGCAAGAAAGGAUUCUCCCUCCUCAAUGGCACGGAAUGUGUAGACCAAGAUGAGUGUCUGACCGGUAACCACAGCUGCGUCCAGCACUGCCAGAAUACUGCUGGCGGCUACAACUGUUCGUGUGAUGCAGGGUACACUCUGGGAAGUGAUGGAUAUAGUUGCAUAGAUAUAGACGAGUGUUGGCUGCUACUGGACAGCUGCCUGGACACCCAGGAGUGCGUGAACACAGAGGGGAGCUUUACCUGCCAGUGUCCUGCAGGUCUCAUACUGGUCAAUGGCAGGUGCACGG
This is a messenger RNA of Lingula anatina, 8863 nucleotides long. RefSeq lists its product as uncharacterized. Gene Ontology annotation, molecular function: calcium ion binding. NCBI's taxonomy places the organism in Eukaryota, Metazoa, Brachiopoda, Lingulata, Lingulida, Lingulidae. The record is from RefSeq and is a predicted model, not a curated record.